This is a messenger RNA of Theobroma cacao (cacao), 1491 nucleotides long. The record is from RefSeq and is a predicted model, not a curated record. NCBI's taxonomy places the organism in Eukaryota, Viridiplantae, Streptophyta, Magnoliopsida, Malvales, Malvaceae.
AUGGCUGGAGCACUAGUCGAUGCUAUCAUGAAACAUAUAGCAGAAAUUGCCACUGGGGGAGUAGUAAAAGGGUACAGAUGGGUGAAAAUGUUGAGAGGAGUCAAGAAAGAAGUAGAAAGGCUUGAAAGAAAUUUUGAGUCUAUCCAAGACGUGCUUGAAGAUGCAGAGCAGAAACAGACGGUAGAAAAGAAUGUCGAAUGUUGGUUGGACAGGCUGAAAGAAGUGUCUUAUAACAUGGAGGAUGUGUUAGAUGAGGGGAACACUGCACUCAUCAGGUUGCAAAUAAAUGGUGUUGGAAAUGCUCCCCUUUUCAAGAGGAUGGUACGUUCCUUUAUUUCAUACUUUUGUUUUUAUAGUCGAGUUGCUAGGUAUCGUCACCUUGCUGUCACGAUAAAGGAUAUCAACAAAGAGUUAGAUGAGCUUACUAAAGAGAAAGAUAGGUAUCAAUUAAUAAAAAGGGAAGUUAAACAACCUAGACGAGUCGAAAGCACUUCUCUUGUGGAUGUGUCAAAGUUGCAUGGUCGAGAGGAGGUCAAGAAAGACAUAAUGAACAAACUGUUGUGUCGGACUAGUGAAAAGGGAGAGGAUAUCCAAACCAUCUCUGUAACAGGGAUGGGAGGAAUUGGCAAGACAUCUCUUGCUCAACUCAUCUAUAAUGACGAUGAAGUUCGGACACAUUUUCACAAGACAAGUUGGGUCUGUGUCUCCGAUUUUUUUGAUCAUGUUAAAAUUGCGAGAGCAAUUCUUGGAGGCCUUGAUCAAGAUCCAACAGACCUCCACAAUCAAAAUUCAUUAGGAAUCCUUCUAGUUAAAAUUCGUGAGAAGAUCAGAGGAAAAAAGUUCUUUUUCAUUUUAGAUGAUGUGUGGACCGAUCGUGAAGAAGAUUGGGAACCACUAAUAACUACUUUCCGAUCUGGCAUGUUGGGAAGUAGGAUUUUAGUGACUACUCGUAAAGAGUCAGUUGCGACGGUGAUGAAGUCUUCUCACAAGUUUAGUCUAGAAAGAUUGUCUGAUGAUGUUUGCUGGCUUAUACUUAAUCAAAUUACAUUAGAAGGAACGAAGAAUGAAGGGGAUAAAACUUUUCAGGACAUCGGGUGGAAAAUUGUGAAAAAGUGUCAAGGUUUGCCCCUUGCUGCAAAGGCUCUAGGAGGUCUCCUGCGAGAUAAAACUAGAGAAGAGUGGGAAAAUGUCAUGAAUAGUGAGAUAUGGAAUUUAAAUUUGGCACAUGAAUAUAUCUUCACCACUCUUUUACUGAGUUAUUAUGGAUUACCGUCAGCAAUUAGACGAUGUCUGUUGCACUGUGUAAUCUUUCCUAAAAAUUAUGAAAUGUGGAUAGAUAUCGAUUUAAUUCCACAUUGGAUGGCACUAGGCUAUUUAAACUCUGGUGAGAAUUCGGAGAAGGAACUAAAAGGAGAUGAAUACUUUAAAUGCUUAGCAGCUCAUUCCUUUUUCCAGGAUUUUCAAAAAGAUGAACAUGGUACUAUUUAUUAG